CAGCCGGAGCGCGCGGCCGCGGUGCUGGCCCGUGCGCGCGCGGAGGUGGACGUUGCGGGUGCCCUGGGCUGGACCCCACCGCCCACCCUGCCUGGCGCGGAGCGCGGGGCCCGGGGCGGCCUGCCAGGUCCGGUGCCCGCGGACCCUCGGAGGCGGCGUCUCGCGGUCCGCCUGCGCCUCCGGGCCCUGGACGCCCAGCAAGACCGACCCGCCGGUUCACAGCGCACGGGAUCCCGACAGCGAAGCGCCCGAAGAGGUUCGACCGUCGCCGAUCAGCCGCAAGCUCCGUACCGCCCUUAGGAUUCGUUUCUUCAAACGUCUGGUUGUUACGCGAUGCGCUUUGGAGACUACCAUGGCCGCAGGAGUCUUGCCUCAAAACAAACAGCCAUAUUCCACAUUGGUGAAUAAUAGAGGGUAUGCUGCAAACAUGAAAGGAAAUUCCGAACGUCCAACCCCAAAGUACACAAAAGUGGGAGAGCGUUUACGGCAUGUCAUCCCCGGGCACAUGGCGUGCUCCAUGGCAUGUGGUGGUAAAGCCUGCAAGUAUGAGAACCCAGCCCGCUGGAGUGAGCAGGAGCAAGCCAUUAAGGGUGUUUACUCGUCCUGGGUUACUGACAGCAUCCUGGCCAUGGCUCGCCCGUCCUCUGAGCUCCUGGAGAAGUACCACAUCAUCGAGCAGUUCCUGGGUCAUGGCAUAAAAACAAUAAUCAACCUGCAGCGUCCCGGUGAGCACGCUAGCUGUGGGAACUCUCUGGAACAAGAAAGUGGCUUCACGUACCUUCCUGAAGCAUUUAUGGAAGCUGGCAUUUAUUUCUACAAUUUUGGAUGGAAAGAUUAUGGUGUAGCAUCUCUCACCACCAUCUUAGAUAUGGUGAAGGUGAUGACAUUUGCAUUACAGGAAGGAAAAGUAGCCAUUCAUUGUCAUGCAGGGCUUGGCCGAACAGGUGUUUUAAUAGCAUGUUACUUAGUUUUUGCAACAAGAAUGACUGCUGACCAAGCAAUUAUAUUUGUGCGGGCAAAGCGACCCAAUUCCAUACAAACCAGAGGACAACUGCUAUGUGUACGAGAAUUUACUCAGUUUCUGAUUCCUCUCCGCAGUAUCUUCUCUUGCUGCGAUCCCAAAGCACAUGCUGUCACAUUAACUCAGUAUCUAAUUCGACAGCGUCAUCUGCUGCAUGGUUAUGAGGCACGACUUCUGAAACAUGUGCCGAAAAUCAUCCACCUGGUCUGCAAAUUGCUGCUGGACUUGGCUGAAAACAGGCCAGUGGUGAUGAAGGACAUGUUGGAAGGACCUGGACUAUCUGCUGAAAUCGAAAAGACUGUGUCUGAGAUGGUCACGGUGCGACUGGAUAAAGAGUUACUGAGGCACAGCAGUGUGGCAUCAGACCCAUUUAAUCCUGCUGCAGUGGUGGCAGAGUUUGAGAAUCAGGAUGUGAUUCUUUCCAACGAGCAAGAGUUUGACCCCCUUUGGAAGAGGCGGAAUGUCGAGUGCCUUCAGCCGCUGAGCCAUCUGAAAAGGCGACUCAGCUACAGUGACUCAGACUUGAAGAGGGCGGAAGUUCUCCUGGAGCAAGGGGAGACUCCAUGGACUGUGCCUGCCCAGGACUCGCUGGGCCAUAACCUCCAGCAGCAGAAGCCCGUCAGACAUUGUUACGUCCCACCAUCUCCAGAACUCGAGUUGCAAAAGGAGGCACUGGUUCGCAACACAUUUUCUUUCUGGAGUCACUCGAAGUGUGGAGGUUUGGAAGGACCCAAGGAUGAUGAAUCACCACUUUUCUGUAGGAGAGACAUUCCAAAGGAAGUACAACGAAGUAGAACCUUCUCUGUGGGUAUUUCAGGUUCAUACAACCCUGGGGAACCAGUUACACCCAGCUGUGCCAAUGUCCACAAGGAUGUAAACCCUUCUCAUCAGCAGGCGACCCACUGUCAUCCUGAACCGCACGGUGGUCGGGGCCGAGGCUCUGUGGAGGAGGAAGGCAGGACUUGCUGCAGCCCUCCUCCAGGCUGUGGCUUCAGUCCCAAGACUCAGUGCUUGGUUGGACAUGAAACCCAGAACAGCAAAUGCCUAUCUGAAGCGUUGCCGCAUUCUGACUUGCCAUCUGAAUUGAGCGUUGAAGCGAGGAGAAUACUUGCAGCCAAAGCCCUGGCAAAUUUAAACGAGUUUGUAGAAAAGGAGGAAGUGAAAAGGAAGGUAGAGAUGUGGCAGAAAGAACUGAAUUCCCGAGAUGGAGCUUGGGAAAGAAUAUGUGGUGAGAGAGAUCCUUUCAUCCUGUGUGGUUUGAUGUGGUCUUGGGUGGAGCAACUAAAGGAGCCUGUAAUCACCAAAGAGGAUGUGGACAUGCUGGUUGACAGACAAGCAGAUGCUGCCGAAGCCCUGUUCUUAUUAGAGAAGGGACAGCACCAGACCAUCCUUUGUGUGUUGCAUUGCAUAGUGAAUCUGCAGACACUUCCCGUGGAGGUGGAGGAAGCUUGCCUUGCCCACGCCAUUAAGGCUUUCACUAAGGUUAAUUUUGAUUCUGAAAAUGGACCAAUAGUUUACAACACCCUGAAGAAAAUAUUUAAGCACAUUCUGGAAGAAAAAAGAAAAAUGGCAAAGGAUAGUCCCAAGCCAGGCCUCUUGUGAAGCUGAAUUUCUCCUUGUGAUGAAUAAUGAUCAAGAUGGCAUUUCUGUUCACAUGUGAAUAAGCUGAAGUUUGUGGAGCUACUUUUUCUCAUAGCACUUUAUUUUGAAAGCUGUUGGCUUGUGCUGAGAAUGAUUAUUCUUAUUUGGAGCAGUUAUUUAUUUUAAAAUAUCCUUGAGCUAUGUGUUAGUCUUGAAAAAAUUGCCAUAAAGUUGGUGCCACUUUUUUUUUAUUUAUUUGACUGAAUUAAUAUUGUUGUAUUAACCUUUUAAGUAUGUGUGUUUACAUCCUUAAUUCUUUUUGACAUUUUGGAAGAAGGUAACUCUUCUCCCCAAAACAUUUAUUUUCUUGGUAGAACUUUUCCUAGAGACUUUACCAAAUAGAUAGUUUUAGUAGUAAAACUUCACGGUGUGUGCAUCCCCCUGGACACGACCUAAGAAAGUCACCAAGUGUCUUAAACUGUUUUAUAUUUGUUACUAAGAAGGCUAUUAAUACAUUUUAAAAGAACUUUUUAAAACUUUGUUUGAAAUUUCUUGGUUUUCUUUUUAUAAAUGUGUCAGAGUUUCAAAGUGUAUUAUUUUUCAAAGCGAUGUAGUUUUACUUUAGUGGAUAGACUGUGAAUUGACUGUGAAUUUUUACUUGUAGAAAGUGGGCUUGCCCUUUGUCAGGCUCCCAGAUGACCUCCCCAGGCUUGGCCGUCACAGGAGGCAGGAGCAACACACCAGGCCUUAUUCCUACUCCCCGGAGUUGCUGCUGCGCCAAAUCACAUCCUUCAGAGGAAGUGGGGUCCGAGUGGGCAGUGUGGGAAGUUGCUAAGGAGCAGGACUUGCCUUUGUCCUCCCAGGGACUCCACAGAAAGCACAGCUGUGCUGGGGCAGGGCUCCAGGCCAGCCCUGCUCUCUCCAGGCGCCACAGCCACUCUGCAAAGGCGACUGAGAGCCAGAGUGGCCAGGGCCUGCCGGCCUGCUUGGGCUAAUACCCCAUCCGCACAGACAAUGGCCCAGCACAGGACCACACUCCCAAAUGGCGUGUGGAGUUCCACAGGCCCACUUAUCUCAGACCUCUGGCUUUGGCUGCUUUUUUGCUAUGAGAAUUAUAAUUUUGAAAUUAAAUUUGACCCCAGGUUGCAUUCACCCUAACUGGCUUCAGAUAAGAAAGGGUGACUGCCUAAACUUGUUUCUUAUAGGCCAAACUAUCAAUCAGCACUUGAAGCCAUAACUUUUAUUUAAAUUAAAUUAAUAUGUGGAGUAGCAAAGGCCAAAGCACAGAAAGGAUACUAACUUUUUCAGUAAAAGUCACAUUAAUCAGACCAAUUUCAAACUAAAGAAGCUACUACUUAAUUUUCAAGAUGGAAUUUCAGGGGAAGCAAGACUAAUUUAAAACGAAUGAAAUUUCUCCAGCUUCUUCAUUUCUGAAUUAUGGGUCUAGCACAUCAGACAAUAUGUCAUUACCAGUCUCACUAACUCUAAUGGCAAAGGCUAACUACAGUCUUCUUCCACUGAAUUUUCUUAGGAAAUCAAAUCCAACAGUCAUUGCCAAACUGGCUUUCCCACUCCUGAAAUGUCUAAUUUUUCAAGUGCCUACCCUUGGAAAGAAGAAGAGGAAACAAUUGCAUUUUAUCCAAAGUACAUUAUAAAAAAAAUUUUUACCAAAAAAAAGAAAAAUGCUUGUCCUCACCUCCAUCAACCUCAAGUGGGCAAGUGACACCGCAGCGCUUUUUAUCAGCUUUUUUUUUCUUUCUUGUUUUGACCAAAAAAUCCAGCUAAUUGCCUGUGUGUCCAAAAUACUUGUUUCAAAUUAUAGAAUAGUCAUGUUUUGACCAUAGCACUGCACAUAUGAAAAUCCAGGUCACUAGCCUUACAGGAGAUGAUCUGGCUAUGUACAAGUGUUGUAUUUAUUUGAAUAAAAGUGAAA
This is a messenger RNA of Sciurus carolinensis (gray squirrel), 4535 nucleotides long. It is a transcript of the gene Ptpdc1, whose product is annotated as protein tyrosine phosphatase domain containing 1. Bases 353 to 2623 code for a protein of 756 amino acids. Gene Ontology annotation, biological process: protein dephosphorylation; cilium assembly. Gene Ontology annotation, molecular function: protein tyrosine/serine/threonine phosphatase activity. The transcript has 10 exons. NCBI's taxonomy places the organism in Eukaryota, Metazoa, Chordata, Mammalia, Rodentia, Sciuridae. The record is from RefSeq and is a predicted model, not a curated record.